AACUUGUAGAUAAUAGGUCGGUUGUGGAACAGGCCUAAGUAACUAGUACUUGUGUUUAAAACAGUGUCUUUGACGAUGUAUCUUGGACUAGUUCUAUUCUAUUUUUUCAUAUUACUGUAUGCUUUGAUGCUAUUACCUAUUUCUUUGGCCUUUAAGGAAAAAGUAUGCUUGGGUACUAGUUCUCGAAUGUAUAAACCCAACGACUUAAAAAGCCACAACAAGAACCUUCUGGAACGGUAUACUAACUGCACGUAUGUUGAAGGAAACUUAGAGUUGACUUGGUUAACUGACGAUAUUGAUUUGACCUUUCUACAUGACGUAAGGGAAGUCACGGGCUAUGUCCUGAUCUCAUUUGUAAAUGUUAAAAGGAUUGUAUUUCCCAGUUUGAUGAUCAUUCGAGGUCGUAAACUGUUGAUGGUAAACGGAAUGCUCAAGAAUCAAUCUUUUUCCCUUUUUAUCAACCACAGUUCUAUAGAAUCAAUACAGUUUCCAGCACUUAGAGAUAUCCUGAAUGGAAAUGUUGGUUUUGUCAACAACAUUAACAUUUGUUUCAUUGAUACCAUAAAAUGGAAUGAGAUAUUAAGUGGACAGAGCUCUGAAGCCAUUAUAUAUAACAGUACCAAACCAACAGACCGUGAAUGUCCAAAUUGUCAUGAAUCUUGUGAAGUUGGAUGUUGGGGGAAAGGACCUGAAAAUUGCCAAAGAUUUUCCAAAAUCAAUUGUUCCCCACAGUGCUACCAGGGGCGUUGUUAUGGUCCCAAUCCUCGAGAGUGCUGCCAUCUCUUUUGUGCUGGAGGUUGCACUGGACCAAAACAAAGUGACUGUUUGGCUUGUCUCAAUUUUCAUGAUGACGAUGUUUGUAAGCAAGAAUGUCCUCCAAUGAAGCGUUACAAUCCAUCAACCUAUUCGUGGGAAGACAACCCUAAUGGAAAAUAUGCUUAUGGUGCAACUUGUGUUAAAAAUUGUCCAGAACAUCUGUUGAAGGAUAAUGGAGCCUGUGUACGGUCAUGUCCAUCUGACAAAAAAGCUGUUAAUGGAGAAUGUGUGGCAUGUGAUGGUCCUUGCCCUAAAUCUUGCACUGGUGUUGAUGUGCUACAUUCUGGAAAUAUUGAGAAAUUUCGUGACUGUACCAUUAUUGAAGGAUCCAUUACCAUACUUGAGUCAACGUUUGGAAGCUACACAGAUUUUGAAGAAACUUCCUCAGGUGUUACUUACCCUGCAAUGCACCCUAGUCAAUUGGACGUUUUUAGCACUUUAAAACAUGUGACUGGGUUCCUCAACAUUCAAGCCUCUAAUCCACACUUUAAAAAUCUGUCAUGUUUUCGUAACUUGGAAGUGAUUGGAGGUCGCCAGACUACAGAUCAGUAUGCUGCAUUGUAUAUUGUGAAGACCUCUUUGGAGACACUGAGUCUAAAAUCUUUAAAGAAAAUAAGAGCAGGAAACGUUGUGAUUUUUGAGAAUGCUGAACUUUGUUUAGCAGAUACCAUCACGUGGGAAGAUAUUAUGUUAUAUAAUUCAAAUUCUGCACUUAUUCAGUAUAAUGCUGAUGAAGAGUAUUGUAAACAGAUAGGUCUUGUGUGUCACAACCAAUGUAAAGGAAAGCAUUGUUGGGGACCUCAUGCAGAUCAAUGUGUGUCUUGUAAAGCCUACAAGCUAGACGAUACUUGUGUGAAGAAUUGUACAAACCUGGAAAACACUUUCCAUGUAGGAAACCAUGAAUGUAAACACUGUCAUAGUGAAUGCCUAGGAGGUUGCGCUGCCUCUGGUAAUGACAACUGUAUGUCCUGUCGGAAUGUUAAGGAUGGGCCUUACUGUGUCUCCAUAUGUCCACUUGCCAAAUUCAGCAGUAAUGGAAUUUGCAAAUUUUGUCAUGAGGAUUGUGCAGAAGGCUGCACUGGCCCAAGCAACAUUCUGGGCCCUAAUGGGUGCAAUUCCUGUGAUAAGGCUGUUGUAACCAGCAACAAUGUGAUGUGUGUGCCAGCUGACCAGCCUUGCCAAGAAGGAUAUUACACAGAAUACAUUGGGCCAUCAGAUAAAGUCUUAAAGAAAUUGUUUGGAAAACCUGUUUGCCGACCAUGUCAUAAUGAAUGUUUAAACUGUACUGGAUAUGGAACACACAUAUCUUUAUGUGAGUGCAAGAACUACAUCUCAGGAGAACAGUGUAAGUCAAUGUGCCCCAUUGACCACUAUGCUCAUAAUGCUAGUCGAAAUUGCCUGAAAUGUUCCAAUGAGUGUAGAGAAUGUAUAGGUCCAACCACCAUGGAAUGCAAAGAUUGUCGUAACUUCAAAGUUUAUCUAAAAGAUGACAAAUUAAAGUUUAACUGCACUGUUGUGUGUCCACCUGAAAAGCCAUACAGAGUACUCCAAGAAUCACCAUAUUGUUCCAGUGUGGACCCAUCAGAUGAAAGCAGCUCUAGUGAAGAAAAGAAACACCGAUUUAUUCUGAGUGUUACUAUUGCUCCCUCACUGGCUUUUUUUAUUCUUGUUGUGGGAAUUGUAUACUGGUUACUGCAGCGUGCUCGGAAUGCCAAAAAUACUGUAAAAAUGGCUGAGAAAUUUAUUAAACUGAACAAUGAGAAUGAACCUGUAAUUCCAUCUAACGUUAUGCCGAACCUUGCCCAACUUCGCUUGGUUAAAGAAGAAGAGCUUUACAAAGGAGGUGUCUUGGGAAAUGGAGCAUUUGGAACAGUGUAUAAGGGCGUGUGGAUACCUCAAGGAGAAAAUGUCAAAAUUCCAGUAGCAAUAAAAGUGUUGAAUGAUAAUAAUUCUGAGACAGGACCUUCCAAUAAUAAUAUAUUUUUAGAGGAAGCAAAAAUCAUGGCUAGCGUGGACCAUCCAAAUGUUUUAAAAUUGCUAGCUGUUUGUGUAACCUCGCAGGUUAUGGUUAUUACUCAACUUAUGCCACUAGGUUGUCUAUUAAACUAUGUCCAAACCAACAAGAAGAAAAUUGGUUCCAGGCCACUACUCAACUGGUGUACUCAGAUAGCUAGGGGCAUGGCAUAUUUAGAAGAAAAAAAAGUGGUUCACAGAGAUCUUGCCUUAAGAAAUGUCCUGUUGUAUAAUCCUAACUGUACAAAAAUCACAGACUUUGGACUUGCGAAGCUGUUGGAUAUCAAUGAAGAAAGUUACAAAGCUGAAGGGGGAAAGAUGCCUCUGAAAUGGCUAGCUUUAGAAUGUUUACAGCAUCGUAUCUUCACACAUAAAAGUGAUGUUUGGGCAUUUGGUGUGACUGUUUGGGAACUUCUUACAUAUGGUGAUAAACCUUAUGAUCACUUGAAAUCUCGUGAAGUACCAGACCUACUGGAAAAGGGGGAGCGUUUACCUCAACCAGCUAUCUGUUCUAUUGAUGUUUAUUUGGUCAUGAUAAAAUGUUGGAUGAAAGAUGCAGAAUCCAGACCUUCUUUUAAGGAGUUGGCUAAUGAAUUUUCUAAGAUGGCUCGAGAUCCAGGACGUUACCUAGUGAUACCAGGGGAUAAACUUCUGCGUCUUCCCAGCUACACCCAACAAGAUGAGAAACACCUUAUCCACUCUUUUAGCAUAAUGAAAGAAGGUCCUGAAGUGAUCAUGGAUGCUGAAGAGUACCUGCAGCCAAAGAGUGUCUUGUCCAAUAGUUCAAAUUGUUCUACACCUUUGAAACCAGUCAAAAAAUGUGUACUUGAUUGUGGAUUUGAAAGCCAACCUUGCUCAUCAUACAGUUCGUCUAACUUUAAUGUACAGUCACCAGCACCAUCAGAUUCUGGGUCUCAUGAUCACCAGAACAAAUUAUCAGGAUGUUACUCAAUGAAUCCCCUUCAAGAAGUUGGUAGAGAUACACACCGUGUUGAAGAUGAUGAAAAACCCUUCAGGAGCACUACAUUACCUAGUGAUUUUAAAAAAAAGAAAGCAAGUUACUUGAAGCUUGCAGUUGAUGAAGAAGAUUACCUCGUUCCUUGUCCUCUUCCAACCAACCAAACAGCCAACUAUAUGGACUUGAUUGAAGAUAGUAAGUCAACAGAUCCAAACUUCUCUCCAGUUAAAAGAUCUGGUCAGAACAAGCAAAAUCAUGGCCUUGAUAAUUUUGAGUACUUACUAAUGGAUGUUAGUCAUAAUAGUCCGGAGCUAGAACUGGAAAAACAAUCCGAAGAUGAUGAAAAUGAAGAUGUACUUUUCAUCAGUACAGAUAAUCAAAAAAAGCAGGAACUUUUGCCUUUAAAACCCAAAGCUAAUGAGACAACUGUGUGAGCUUUAGUAGUGGUGUUUCUUAUAUAUAUAUAUCUUAUAUAUAUGCAUCUCUCCAUAGCUCAGUUUAUAAAAUUCAGUUUAUUUAUAAAUGUAAUAUACUUCCUGGAUACUAUAAAUAUCAUGUAUGAAAUGCUAUUGAAAAAAAUAUUUGUAUUUUAACAUUUUUUGUUCUUUGGAAGAAACCUAACAUAACACACACACACACAACACACAUUACCAGUGUGUGUGUAUACUUGGUGUUUCUUUCCUUUUUUUAAAUAUCUGCUUUACUAUCUUACUCUUAAAUGAUAACAUUUUGUACCUGUUGCUUUACUUUUUAAGCUGUUAAAAAUAAUUAUAAUUUUCAUUAUCAUGACCCAAGUAUGCUUAUUAUUCUUUGUGUCUUGUCAUGUUUUAGAACUUUUAGAAUUAGAUCUAAGUCUGAAAAAAAAAGGAAUUAGAUAGUAGUUAUAUCACUACAUCAAGAGAAUUUCUGUAACAAUAUUUGUGCACCUGAUAUUUCCAAAAUACUAGCUAAUAAUAGGUUCAUAGGUCUAGCAAGGCUGUGUGUUUAACAGGGACAGUGAGAGAGUUCAAAGUGUAUAAUACUUCAAAUAAGAAGCGUUUAAUUGUUUCUAUCUUUAUUAAUUUAGAUGAAAGGAAAACAUAUUGGUUUUAUCAGAUCUGUCAUCUUAUCUAACCUGGAAUAUUAUAGAUAAUUAGUUAAGUGGGAUUUGUAUACAACCAGGCCUCCUAGCAGCAUCUACUGUUAACAGCCUUUAAACCAAAGAAUUAAGUUACAGGCUGAAAUUGACUGAAAUAUAGGCUAAUUUUAGUGAAAUCUCGUGCAGAGGUUCUAUAUUAUAAUCAAUUAAGUCUUACAGAACCAAAACAGUUAUUUCACACUUUUUACCUAAUAUUUCUUACCUUGUAACUGAUGAUAUUCAUUUUGGAACUCACCUUGUGAACUCCCAUAUAUAAUAUCUAUGAAGUACUCAAUCAGGUGACUUCAUUGGAAGCAGACUUACAAGUGAAUGUAGAGUUGUAUGUAAUUUUCUCUAGUGUAUUCUAAGGUUUUGCUUGCACACUGCACGUGUCACUGGUUGCAAUAAGUCUUUGCUUCACAGCACAUUUAAGAUGGCUACAACUAAGAAUUGAAUCUUACACUUUAAAUGAAGAGCAAAAAAUCUAUUUCUGUAAAUAUACGUUUUACAUUUUGAAGCAUGGAAAACAGGCUAUUAUGCAUUAUUACAGGCCCUAUAAAUAAAGGUCCGAUAUCAAUGGUUAAGCCUCUGAAAAAUAUGUUUUAAAGGUUCUGUGAGAGGCCUAUAAUUAGCAUAUUUUCAUCUACUGCAUAUAAUCUAUUGAUACAGAUGUUAUGAUUUUUCAUGGAUUAGAAUUAAUAAUGUUUAAAAAAGAUAUACAUACUUUUGCAUUAGUCAUACAGACAUGCAGAGUAGUGCAAGGUUUUAAUUUGAAUUAAUUGUAGGACUUACAGAAAAACUGUCAUUAAGAUGGAAAGUGAACGCGUUCCUUAAGGUAGGCAGUAACUUAUAAACUCUCCUGAUGUAAGAAGAUAUACAAGUUUAAUAUCUGUCAUAGACUUAUGAUUUCCAUGAUAUAAGUCAAUUAUAGAAAGUUGUAAGGUGAAGAUUAACCGUUCAAAAUAGAAUCCCUGAAAUUUGUCGUUUGUUAAAAGGUUUUUGUUGUUUUAAAAAAAUCAUAAAUAUCCAAAUAUUCCACCUUACUCACUAUCCAAAACAACUAAAAAAUAAUAGGAAUAGGAGUUUCUAGCUAUGUCAAUAGAAAAUUGCUGCAAUAAAAUGAUGUUCGUCAUUCCCCCUCAUUUCAUCAUGAUGAAAAUCAGCCAUCAGAUAAACAGUCAUGGUCUGAAGUGAAAUUAUUUGUCAUUCAGUUUAUACUAAUUAUAUGGUAGACAAGAAUGGCAGCAGAAAAAAUAUUGGGGGGGGGGGUCAAGUUUGAAAAAAUUAUGAAAUCGAAAUAGUUUUCUUCUAUGGAAGACUAGAAGUCGCCAUUUUUCUGGCACGGGCUGAAUAAAUAUAAAAUUAUGAUUCGAUUAAAAUAUCUUCUAAAUUACUGUAUCAAUGAGAAAUAAAAAGAAUUUAGAUACCAAUCAUACUAUUGUUAAUAUCCCUGUAAUUACAAAUACCUUAUGAGUUUCCAAUAACAUAGAAUAAUAAUUUUACAUAGCUAGUAAUUUUUUUUCUUUUUGAAAAUCCAGGCGCCCAUGAUGGUAGAGGUGGCUUUAGUUUUAAAUGUUUGGUAGAGAUGGCUGUACACUUUUAAAUAUAUGGUAGAGAUGGCUGUACACUUUUAAAUGUAUGGUACAGAUGGCUUUUACAGAUUUAAAUAUAUGGUAGAGAUAGCUUUUACAGAUUUAAAUGUAUGGUAGAGAUGGCUUUUACAGAUUUAAAUGUAUGGUAGAGAUGGCUGGCUUUUACAGAUUUAAAUGUAUGGUAGAGAUGGCUUUUACACUUCAUGUCAUUUCAGUUUAAAAUGGAGGAUGUUCAUCACGAACAGCAAUGGCAGUUUGACACUAAUAUUGCAUGCUUAAAGUAAUAUUGAUAAGGUCCUGACUGGCAAACAAAUUAUUUAAUGAUAUGUGUUGCAAAGAAAUAAAAGAAGGUUAGAAAAAUAUUUUCUCAUCUCGGAUAUUCCGGGGUUAGAGCUAAUUUGCUAGCCCCACCUACAGGUUAAUUCUGUAGUCACUUCCAUGUACAGUACAGUUUUUGCAAUAACUGGGUAUCAUUUACAAGAAAAAAUAUUAGAUGUAGAAACUUACACAACUUGUAUUUUAACAUGACAAUGCCCCUACGAAACACUGUGAUAUGUUAAUAUAGUAUCAGGUUCAGUAUACAUUCGGCCAUUCAUUGCAUGAAAUAUUUUACUUAUGACACAAAGAUGUUAACAUAAACUAUUGUGAAAUACUGUCUUGUCGGUAUUUAUUUUAUGUUAGAGUAAGACUUGGGCACUACUAUUCAUCGCCAUUUUCUACAUCGUUUAACAAUCAUGUACAGUUUUGUAGUUGUGGCAAUAAAUUAUUUGUUUUGAUAUUCCAA
Molecule: messenger RNA, 7280 nt
Organism: Limulus polyphemus (Atlantic horseshoe crab)
Lineage: Eukaryota; Metazoa; Arthropoda; Merostomata; Xiphosura; Limulidae
Product: epidermal growth factor receptor-like
Exons: 30
Coding region: 76-4221 (1381 amino acids)
Biological process (GO): positive regulation of kinase activity; protein phosphorylation; positive regulation of cell population proliferation
Cellular component (GO): basal plasma membrane; signaling receptor complex
Molecular function (GO): ATP binding; transmembrane receptor protein tyrosine kinase activity
Source: RefSeq, a predicted model, not a curated record